Messenger RNA from Cuscuta campestris, 454 nucleotides. NCBI's taxonomy places the organism in Eukaryota, Viridiplantae, Streptophyta, Magnoliopsida, Solanales, Convolvulaceae. The record is from the annotation of a GenBank genome assembly.
CUUGCCUUUUUUUUUUACCGCACUAUUUAUACCACGUAAUAUUGUUUUGUCCCUCAGCAUAGCCACAAACUAAAAUUCAAAGGAUACGAUGAAAAACCAAAAUAUUGUUUCCUGUGCUUUUGUUGUUUUCCUCUUCAUCUUCUCCCAAACAAUUUCUGGUCGUCUUUUGUUGGAAAACAAACAAGACAAUGAAGGUGGGGUGAAGCUUGGAAAUGAGGUCACCGCAACCGUGAAGUCUGAAUACACUGAUUCUCUAGAGGAGUUGAUGGGGCUGGAGAUAUGUGAAAAUAGAGAUGAAGAAUGCAUGAGGAGAAGGCUCGAUGAAGCUCUUCAUUUGGAUUACAUAUACACGAAAAAAAAGCCACAAAAUUAAACCAUCUACAUCAUAAAAUUAAACCAUAUAGUUAAUGUGUUAUUAGUUUCUUCUGGGCAAUAUUAGGAAAAUUUCAUUUGU